Messenger RNA from Ceratitis capitata (Mediterranean fruit fly), 1422 nucleotides. RefSeq lists its product as uncharacterized. The record is from RefSeq and is a predicted model, not a curated record. The transcript is spliced from 3 exons. The coding region runs from base 262 to 723 and encodes 153 amino acids. NCBI's taxonomy places the organism in Eukaryota, Metazoa, Arthropoda, Insecta, Diptera, Tephritidae.
GGGACUUAUAUUAAAAUCUAAAUUGUGUCCAGUUCACAAAAGUUACAUGUCGGUGAGUGAUGCCGGCAACGAAACAGUGGGCUCAUUUAGGUGCAGCAAAGGCAGUUGCCGGAAAAAGGCUAAUCUUUCAUAUAAUAUAUGGAUUUGCCCACCAUUGGUCGCAAGCAGCCGUAAGGCUUGAAAACCCCUAUAAAGGAACCACAUUGUCAAGUGUGACUAUAACAGAUUGGUAUAACUACUGUAGGGAGGCGGUAGUUUUAUAUGAAAUUGAUUUGCAGCAUUUUGUUGGUAAAAUUGGUGGUCCGGGGAAUGUCGUCCAAAUCGACGAAUCGAAAUUUGGAAAAAGAAAAUUUAAUAAAGGGAGGAGGAAGGAGGGUUGACGGUCAUUGGGUCCUUGGCAUGGUGGAAGAUGGUAGUGAGGACAUACGUCUUGAAGUGUGUCCGGAUAACGCUCGGUCUGCAGAGGUGCUCAUCCCUCUAAUCCGCAAGCAUGUUGUAGAGGGAACAACAAUCCAUACAGAUUGUUGGAAAGCCUACGACUGCUUGAAGGAUUACGGGUAUGUGCACCGGAAAGUUAACCACAGCGAUCCGGAGAAUCCGUUUGUAGCGCCGGAUGGGACACACACUCAAAGAAUUGAGUCGCAGUGGCGUGUAAUUAAAAGAAUUUCUCCGAUACUCUACCAGAGGUUCGUAGACUAUCUGAGAAAGAAAGUCGAAAGGUAGCACGACUUGUAAAUGACCUCGGGUCAAGCAAAAGAAAAAUCAUGAUCGAAAUCUAUGAAAACUCAAAGACACAAAGACAAACACAAGGAAAGAUAUCGAUAAUAUUAGCGCUAAAUAUAGGGACUCCGCUAAAGACACUUUGGAAGAGUGUUUAAAAUUCUUAAAAAGCGAAGGUAUUUUAAAUAAAAUACAUAUAUACACAUUAGGUUCUGUCUAAUUGAUUUUUACCUUUUCUUACUAUACAUAUAAUAAUUUUUACACAGGUGCUGAUACAUCAAUUCAUUGCUUUGAUAGAGAAUUAAAGGCAAUAUAUUUUUCAACAGCAGAGAUGAGGGCUGCAGUUCAAGCGUAUCCCGAAAUCAUAUUUAUAGAUGGGACCUAUAAGUUAAUGUCAAAUGGGUUUGUUUUAAUUCUGUUGUUAGUAGAAGAUUCCAACGGGGGAACACAAAUACGGACUUGUGCAGUGGUAGGCGAAAAAACUGCAAUUAACAGUAACUUAACAUCUUAUAAGUUCGCACAAUAACAACGCUAAAAUUACUUUUUCUUUCAGUGUACUCUCUAAGGUGGUGAGAAUGCCCUCCAAAGUAGAGAUUUUUUUCGUGGACGCCGGAUGUCGACGUAAUUCGUGGAGAAAUACAAAUACUAAAUCGUCGCCUUCGAAUUAUUUGUUCUAAAAAAAGAUAAAAUAAAAACAACAGU